UCUCCCCCAAUCACAAACCAUUCCCAAACCCACCAUUUACCAAUCCCCCGUCGUCUUGGUUCAAAUACCUGAGUCUAUAUGUACCCCCUACAACCCUUGCCCCCCUGUUCGUUCUACUGCCCUGCCCCUUCCACUAUCUCAUAACCAUAUUCCUCACUUCGAGUACCGCCUCUUCUUCCUACCGGCACAUUGUCCGCUAUCAUUCAAUGCCCUUUGCCUUUUUAUGUCUGCCCUCUCCGCUAGGAGACAAUUAGGAACAAGAAGUCAGCGGAAGUCCGCCCCCAGAGGCCUCGAACCAGACGCGCAAAACUUGCUGUUACCUUCGCUUGUUCUGCAACACCCCCCCCACCAUCAACAGGGUCCUGCACCUCAUCAGCACUUGCAACGGCAAUCGCACCCUCAGCAUCAGCACCCGCGAUCCUCGAGCAUCGGCCAUCCGCAACAUCACUCACAGCAACCUUCGCAGUCUCAGAACCCCCCUGCCUACACGCAAGGACAUAGCAUCACGUCGCCCUACAGCCAACCAGCCGCGCAAGCCAACGCAGCUCAAUCUGCCCAAGACGGCCUACCCUACUAUACCCACCCGAGUCCAUACAGCACGCCAGGCGCAACAAGCGGGUACACAUCCGCAGAUACGUCCGACAUGAUGGCGGCCGCUCAGAUGCCGCGACCACCAUACCCCCCGAUGUCCUACCACACUCCCCAGUCCAACUCGCCGGCAUCGGUCGCGUCUCCAUCACAACAUGACCAACAUCGGAGCAUCUACGCUCAGCCGCCGUCACAGCACCUCCCGCAGAAUAUGUACUACCAAACUCACCAGGCGCAUUAUCAGACGAUGCAACCCCAGCCACAGCAAUCGCCUUAUGCGCAACACGCACAUGCACACGCGCAAGCACAAGCGCACGCACACGGGCAUGCGCACGCCGCACAUCCGCAUCAGUCCAUGUCGUCACAGCAGAGUAUGAUGAUGUCGCAAGGCCAGCAACAACCACAGAUGCACCAGCAAUCGAGCCAGCAUCAUCCCCAACAGCAGCAACAGCAACAUCAACAACAACAACAAGCCCAGCCUCAGAUGACCAACAGCCCGCGUCACGUGAAGCAAGAGCCGCAGUCCCAGGUACCCCUGCAACUCCAGAAACCGCAACCCCCGCCCAUGGGCCACAGCCCCCAUCCUCCCAACGGCUCGGCCAUGUCGACGCCAACGGGUUCGACGUCUGGAGGCGUCAAUCCCAACGCGGCACCCGGGCCCAUCCCUGCCACCACGCCGCUGGUCGUGCGGCAGGAUCAAAACGGGGUACAGUGGAUAGCCUUCGAAUACUCGCGGGACCGCGUCAAGAUGGAAUACACCAUUCGCUGCGACGUCGAGUCGGUCAACACGGACGAGCUAUCGCAGGAGUUCAAGACGGAGAACUGCGUCUAUCCGCGAGCCUGCGUGCCGAAGGACCUGUACCGCGGUAACCGGCAAGUCUAUGAAACGGAGUGCAACACGGUUGGGUGGGCACUGGCGCAGCUCAACCCCUCGCUGCGGGGCAAGCGCGGUCUCAUCCAACGCGCCGUCGACAGCUGGAGGAAUAGCAACCAAGACCCCCGGCUGCGCAGCCGGAGAGUGCGCCGACAGGCCAAGAUGAACACGCGAAAAGCCAGCCAGCAGGCCCCUCACCAGCCGCAGCACAUGGGCGGUCCUAGCCCUCCAGGGAUGCCGCCGACUCCUGGGGCCAUGGGACCGGGUCAGGGCCCGUCCGGUUCGGCCAAGAUGCCCGGGAUGGCCAGCAUGGGCCACAUGGGGCAUGGUGGUGCUCAGGGCGGAGCGGACGAAGUCGGUAUGUUCCAUCAGAUGUGAUUUGAAGAGCCCCCGCGCAUCUGCUGCCAAUUGCCACCCUGUUGUUGAUCGUCGUUGUUGAUCGCUGCACCACACCGCACCGCACUACACACCGAUACCCAACAACUCGAAGCCGUGUUGAAUCAUGUGAUACCACUUUUAUAUACACCUUUUCUUCUUUCUUUUUCAUUUCCCUCAUCAUCACUUGCACAGGCCUGCCAUGUUCUGCCUGUAACUUGAGGAAUUUGUGCCUUU
This is a messenger RNA of Sodiomyces alkalinus F11, 2074 nucleotides long. RefSeq lists its product as hypothetical. The transcript is spliced from 3 exons. The coding region runs from base 224 to 1840 and encodes 538 amino acids. NCBI's taxonomy places the organism in Eukaryota, Fungi, Ascomycota, Sordariomycetes, Glomerellales, Plectosphaerellaceae. The record is from RefSeq and is a predicted model, not a curated record.